AUGCUGGCUAAUAGCCAUUUGGAGGCAGACGACGCCGAAUAUGAACGGUUCGAAUGCGAGUUCUACACCUUCGACGGCAACCCUAUCCCGCUCCCUGACGAGCUGCACAUCCAUACAAGGAGCGGUUUAGUAACGAGGGUGAAACAGUGCGUCAUCAAAACCAAGUCGUUGGUCAAGUCCCUCAUCACGUUGCGUGUGAUGAGGAGGCAAUCCAGCGAGACAGCGAGGCAUAUGUCCCAGCACAACGAUAAUGCCAUUGAUCUGACAGCUGGCCGCGUCGGCCUUGGUGCACGGGCGUCUGAGGCAUCUGAAAGGUUAGUCGCCAGGUUGCAGAUGUUCUUCAAUAACCCGGCUGAGGAGGCUUUUGCUGCUUUCCAGAAAGCUCGGAAUGCACUGGAUUUCGUCCAGCGAACCAGUGAAAGAAACGGCAAGGCGAUGGCACGAAGCCUCAACCACGAAGAUGACAUGGCCCGAUUGUCGUCCCAGGAGAUCGAGUCGAUGAACGUUGUUCGAGAGGCUGAUGACUACCAGGACCCGGGUGAUUGGGAGCUGAGCUCCGGCGGUCUCCCUUGCUUGUCUAGAUCUCGCGCCCGGCAGUUCGCGACCAGUCCUCGCAAACGACGUCACGACGCCAAGAUGCCUCUCCACCACUUGAUGAUCGGGACCUGGACCCCUCCAGGCGCAAUCUUUACCGUCGCAUUCGACGACGAGAAGCUCGAAUUGAAGCUGGUCAAGAGGACAGAGAUCCCCCACGACGAGCCCAUAUCAUGGAUGGCAUUUGACCAUGCGAAGAAGAAUCUGUACGGCUCGGCCAUGAAGAAGUGGUCCUCUUUCGCCGUCAAGAGCCCGACCGAGAUCGUCCACGAGGCAUCGCACGCCAUGGGGGGAGAUCCCCAGGCGAACUCCUCCGAGACAAACACCCGCGCCAUCUUCCUCCUCCCGGCCAAGCAGCCCCCCUACGCCGUCUACUGCAACCCCUUCUACAAGCACGCCGGCUACGGCAACGUCUUCUCCGUCUCCGGCUCGGGCGCCCUCGCCUCCAACAUCCAAAACUACCCCUACCAGGAGAACACGGGGAUCCACGGCAUGGUCUUCGACCCCACCGAGACCUACCUCUACUCGGCCGACCUGACGGCCAACAAGCUCUGGGUGCACCGCAAGGUCCCCGGCCGCGCCGACGGGCAGGUCGAGCUCGUCGGCUCCGUCGACGCACCCGCACCCGGCGACCACCCGCGCUGGGUGGCCAUGCACCCGACGGGCAACUACCUCUACGCGCUGAUGGAGGCCGGCAACCGCCUCUGCGAGUACGUCAUCGACCCGGCCACCCGGCUGCCCGUCUACACGCACCACAGCUUCCCGCUGAUCCCGCCGGGGGUCGCGACGCACGACGCCCAGACGGGCAAGGGCCUGUACCGCAGCGACGUGUGCAGCCUGACGCGCAGCGGGCGGUACCUGUUCGCGACGGCGCGGGCCAACAGCUUCGACCUGACGGGGUACGUCGCGGCGUUCCGGCUGCGCGACUGCGGCAGCGUCGAGGCGCAGCUCCUGCUGCACCCGACGCCGACGAGCGGCGGGCACAGCAACGCCGUCGCGCCGUGCGACUGGAGCGACGAGUGGCUGGCCAUCACGGACGACCAGGAGGGCUGGGUGGAGAUGUACCGCUGGAAGGACGAGUACCUGUCCCGGGUCGCGCGGGUCAGGAUCCCCGAGCCCGGGUUCGGCAUGAAUGCCAUCUGGUACGACUGA
Molecule: messenger RNA, 1746 nt
Organism: Thyridium curvatum
Lineage: Eukaryota; Fungi; Ascomycota; Sordariomycetes; Thyridiales; Thyridiaceae
Exons: 4
Coding region: 1-1746 (581 amino acids)
Molecular function (GO): protein binding; 6-phosphogluconolactonase activity
Source: RefSeq, a predicted model, not a curated record